Molecule: messenger RNA, 2995 nt
Organism: Lycium ferocissimum
Lineage: Eukaryota; Viridiplantae; Streptophyta; Magnoliopsida; Solanales; Solanaceae
Exons: 3
Coding region: 106-2838 (910 amino acids)
Source: RefSeq, a predicted model, not a curated record
AAUUACAAAUUAGUGUAAUUCACUGAACUUGCUAGCUAGCUCUCCAAUACAUCUACUGUACUCCUUUAUUGAUAACUUAUUUCAACAAAGUGACAAGGAAAAUCAAUGGGAAGACAGAAUAAUCAAAGUACUGCAGAUGCAACAUCUCAAGGUACGCAACACUUCAGCCAUCCACACAUUUUGAAACUUGUGAAUCCAUCUGAUCAAGUUAAAACACUCACUUGCAAUGCCUGUGAGCAACCAGACAACAAUAAGCCUAAUUUUCAUGGCUGCAAUAGAUGCCAAUAUUUCCUCCACGAAAACUGCUUUAACGCUCCGCGUUUUCUUAAUCAUUCAUCUCAUCCUUCCCACCCUUUGACCCUGCACCAAAUUCCGACUUACUCGAGUCGUUCCUAUACUUGCAAGGCUUGCGGCUCUGCUGGAAAUGGAUUUUGCUUUAGCUGUGCUUGUUGUGAAUUUGAUAUUCACUUGCAAUGUGCAUCUUGUCCAAGUUCGAUACUUGUUACCAAACACCCACAUCAAUUGGCGCUCCACUUUGGCUCUCCUUACGAAGAUAAGAAUAUGGCAUAUGUUUGUGAUGUCUGCACUGUAAUAAUGAACAAGGACGAUUGGUUGUACUAUUGUGCUGGUUGUGAUUUCGGGUCACACUUGAAGUGUGCAAUUACUCCUGAAGUUGGUGCUUUCCCCAAACAGCAGCGUCCAGUUCCAACUUCAAAUCCAAGUGCAAAUUCAAAUCCAAAUCCAACAGGGGAUACAAUAAAUGCAGUGAAUGAAGCUCAUGAACAGAUCAUCGCAGCUCAACUUCGUGCACAGAUUGAGGCACGAGGAAGAGAGGCUGCUCUGGACUUAUUCAGGCCAUCAGGAAGAAGAUACAUUACAAGGAAAUCAAUGGGAAGACAGAAUCAGACUACAAAUGGGACAUGUCAAGGUAAACAACACUUUAGCCAUCCCCACAUCUUGAAACUAAUUGUGAAUAAUCCAGCUGAAACACUCACUUGCAACGCUUGUGAGCAACCAAACAUUACUAAUAAGCCUAAUUUCUAUGGCUGCAAUAGUUGUCAAUAUUUCCUCCACGAAAACUGCCUCAACGCUCCUCGUUUUCUCAAUCAUUCUUCUCAUCCUUUUCACCACUUGACCCUUCUCCCAGUUCCUGCUUACUCAAGUGGUUCCUAUACUUGCAACGCUUGUGGCUCUGCUGGAAACGGAUUUUGCUUUAACUGUGCUUGUUGUGAAUUUGAUAUCCACUUGCAGUGCGCAUCUUGUCCAAGCUCGAUACUUGUUGACAAACACCCACAUCAAUUGGGGCUCCACUUCGGUUCUCCUUACGAAGAUAAGAGUAUCAUAUACAAUUGUGAUAUGUGCAAUGUGAUAAUGAACAAGAACGAUUGGCUGUACUAUUGCGUUGGUUGUGAUUUCGGGUCACACUUGCACUGUGCAAUAAUUAUUCCUGAAGUUGGUGUUUUCCCCAAACAACAGUGUCCAAUUCCAAAUCCAAGUCCAAAUCCAAAUCCAAAUCGAAAUACAAAUGCAACAUUGGAAAUGAUAAAUGCAGCAAAUGAAGCUCAUGAACAGAUUAUUGCAGCUCAAAUUCACAUGAAAUAUCAGCAUAACCAACAUUUCAGCCACCAUCAUAUUUUGAAAAAACUUGUUCUUGAUGACAGUGAGGAACUGCAAUGCCAAGCCUGCGAGCAACCCAUAUUUAAGCCCAUUCAUGGCUGCAUCUCUUGCAAUUUCUACCUCCAUGACAAUUGCCUCAACGCGCCCCGUUCUCUAGUGCACCCUUCUCACCAUUCUCACCCUUUAACCCUUCUUCCAACUCCCACUUAUUCGAGCCGAUCUUUUACUUGUAAUGCCUGUGGAUCUGAAGGAAGAUCAUGUAGCUUAAGCUGUGCUCAUUGCGAGUUUGAUUUGCACGUGCAAUGUGCCCUUUUGCCUCAAACUGUCUUACUUGGCCAACAUGACCAACAUGAACUCAAACUUAUAUUUGAUUCCCCUUUUGAUCAUGAGGACAAAAGCACCAUUUUUGUUUGUGAUCUGUGUCAUGGCAAGACAGAACCGAAUUAUUGGUUGUAUUAUUGUGCUGAAUGUGAUUUUGGAACACAUGUCGAAUGUGGCAUUUCCAAAUAUGUGAACAAACCAAAAGAAAAAGCGGUGAUCAUAGAACCAAAGGAAGAACCGGUCAUUAGCAUACCAACAAAAAGUUCAGUCAGGAAAACAGAGAAAAAAUCAGCCAAGAAUCCUAAAGAAAAUCCCAAAAUGAGGCCAGUAACAGAAAAUUCAGCAGAUACACCAGAAGAAAAUAAAGAAGGAGAAGAAAAUGCAGUGAUCAUGAAACCAAAGGAAGAACCAAACAAUGAACCAGUCACUAGUACACCAAGAAAAGGUCGAGUUAGGAAACCAGAGAAAAAAUCAGCAAAGAAUCCCAAAAUGAAGACAGUAUCACGAGAUGAAAAACUUGCAGAAAGUUCAGCAGACAAAUCACCAGAAGAAUAUGAAGAAGGAGAAGAAAAUGCAGGGAUCCUGAAACCAAAGGAAAAACCAAUCAAGACAACAAUUAAUGAACAAGUAAUUAGUGCACCAACAAAGAGUCCAGUUAGGAAAACAAAGAAAAAACCAGCCCAGAAUCCCAAAAUGAAGCCAGUAUCUGAAUUGGUGCCAGACGAAAACUCAGCAGACAAAUUACCAGAAGAAGGAGAAGAAGAGGAAUCGUCAGAAAUAUCAAAUUAUGAAGCACAGCGCAGAUUGAAGGAAGAACAUAUGGAACACAUGCUCAUGCUUCAAGCUCUGGAUAAUGCUGCAAGCUACAUUGGCCCCUCACGGGAUUAUUACUAUUAUUAAUGAAGAUGAACGUUCAGUAAUCAUGCCAAAACAGGAUUUCCCUUUGUUCGAAUAUUGGAAUUACAUGUUGCUUUGUAUUGAAUAUUGGAAUUAUAUGUUGUUUUGUAGUGUUAUUUCCUCUGUUUGAAUGGUGUUAUGUUUGUUAUCAUUCAGUAUA